UGCUCGUCAGUUGCCAACGGGGUGCGCGUACGGUAUCGUUAACGGCGGCGACGUCGACGUCGGUCGUCACACCGCACGAAUUUUGCACGGCUGGUAGCCGAUAGUGGUGCAGUGAUUUAUGAGACUUAGCCAUCAUCUCGUCACGAUCGCCGUUAUUUUUAUCAUCUUCAUCGUCGUCAUCAUUAUCAUCAAAUUCAUCAUCAUCAUCAUUAUUAUUACGAAUAUUUAGAUCUUCAGAUUGCCAUAUCUGUUUCACUGACCAUCUUAUUCGCUUUUUGUCUUCAUCAGCUGUUGAUAAAGCUUUAAGAGGAGAUAGAGAGAAAGAAGACGCUCUGAUAUUUAUUACUCAAACUCGUCUUUACUUCUAUUAUCGAUUGCAUUAUCAGGAUAAGUUGCGUUAUCGCGUGGAUACAGGUCACUGUCUAGAUAACUCCUGCGUCAUUUCAAUUGAUUCAUUCGUCACUGUGUGUAACCGCGAAACCAGUCCUUUGCUGAUGAUGCAGAAUGGGCAAUUUAUAUUCAAACGGAAGGACCUGGUGCUAUCGAUUUGUCGCUGCUUUUGUCCCACAGAACGUUCUUCAAUCGAGUGGGUGGCGAACUGGUUCACGCGUUUCGAGUUUAACAGAGGAAAAUUGCAUAGCUUGACGUAAUUGAGGAUGCAACACGAUAAUUCAUAGAUUUAUGUUAAAAAUUCGAGGCGACGUGCGUAUGGCGAAAGUAGUGAAAAUUCCUUUGUAAAUAUUUAUAACAUAACAUUCAUCCGUUCAUUUUUUUGUUGUUAGUUGUUCGAUCGUAUUUCAUAUUCAGAGAGUCGGUCCUUCUCGUUCUAGACGGAUCUAGCUAGUAAAGAAGUUCAUGCCGUAGGUGUACAUACUGGCAGUAAGAGCGAAAGAGAGAAAGAGAGAGAAAGAGAUGGGGAAGGAAAACGUUUAGGAGCGAAAGAGAACGAAAGACAACUCUGUUUCUGGCAACAAAUUUCGGGCUCGGUGCUCCCAUCAGUCGUCGUCGGGGAGCGCGACUGUGCCCGCGGUUUUGUCAUAUCGGUUCUACAAAUGUCCGCAGUGGUGCAGUGACAUAAAAAUCUAUAUUUUUCUUCAUAUAAAUCUUUUCACUUUACGUCUCUCGCUCUCGCGCACGUUGAUAGAUUGCUGAAUCUGGACACUUUUUUUCAUCUAUUUCUCUGUUCUCUAUCAUGUUUCGUGACAUAUGCGGCUUGUCAGUGAAUUGUCCACGUGUAAUAUAAUGAUUUAUUCUGGAUGAUAGCGUGUAUCUAUUUUUAUUGAUAUGUACAUAUAGAUUUGCAUUUAAUAAGAAAAGAGUAUCUGAUCGAUGUGUGUUGAAAUAAAUAAAACAAAGUGUAGUAUUAUAUAUUGGGAGAUUGGUGAAUUGGAAAGAGAAAGAGAGAGGACUUCUUUGAUUAAUAAUUUCAGAACUUCUCUAAAUUGACAUAUGAAUUUCAUUUACUAUUAUUAUCAGGGGCAUUUCCCUGUGUAAAUAAGUUGGGAAACAAAAAUGCGAAAUCUGUAUCGAAAGAGAAAACUUUAGUCAAUACUCAUGUAAACUGUGAUACCGUGUGCAUGCGCAUCCGUAAUUAAAACUAUAUUUCACCUAAACUUUUGUCCGAUGUUGCAUUGUUAAAUAACCUUUUAUGAUGGAAUUCUUCUUGUACGGUUUUAAGUUUUUACUAAUGAAUAAUAUUAAUUUUUGACGAAAAAAUUCUCGGACGUAUAAUUUUCGUUAAGUCGUGCCACACGUGUAAUCAAAUUAUCUUUAUACAUAUGUUAUAUAAAGAUUAUACAAGUUUUACGUAAUUAUACUGACUUUGUGUCUAAUGGAGAACGAAAACAACAUAAUUAGGCGGCCACAUAUAACACCAUUGUUCUUGACCUUCUCUCCUUUAUAUUUUUGAUCUUCUUUUCUAAGGUCAUAUAACACUAUUCAUCAUUCAUAAUGUAACGAUACUUUUCACGAAAUAACCACAAUUUGUGUUGUAUUCAUAACGAGGAAUUUUAUCGGAUUUUUUAACGAAUUAACGAUUACAGCCGUAAUCAAAUAUGCGAAUAAUCUUAUACUUUGCACGAUCGUUCUGCGAAACUUAGCUUGUAAAAAGAAGCAUGUCAUAACAAUAUCCGAUGAUAUUGUUAUCAUUACCGUGAUCGAUGAUCUCCUGAGAUCUUGUUGCAUUUCGAAUUUAUUAUUUGCAAAUCAUCCACUCGUUUCUCGUGAGAACUGAACGACAAAUGACGCGGCAGCUGCUGCGUUUAGGCUAUAAAAUUAGCCUACCUAAAUGGAAACGAGGCAGACAGCUGCUGCACUUUCGGUCUCACUUGUACGAGCAAUAUUUCUUUUACUUUCAGGGUCGACUUUCCUUCUCGACCCUCUCGUCUCAUCACCCUCGACAUCGACCUUUGAAGCCUUCAGGCGUAGAAAGUCGCCGUACACUUUUCUCUCGUUGACAGGACUCUAUCGUAUAUGGCUAAUCAGUACUCAAAACACAUGUCGUGCAAACUAUAAAUAAUAGUAGUGUGUAGGUAAAUUCUUGAGGGCCCGUCUGGGUUUAGCAUGUCGUCUCCUCUUGUUAUCCUCGCAUAAUAACGUCGGCAGACGAUGUAUCCUCCUAAGCGCCUCCACCAUCACGUGGUGACACCAACCACAUACAUUUUACGAUGUCUCGUGGUUGUAACUAUGAUCGCGGCUGCGGCGACGUUUUUGCACAUUAACAAUUACAGACCUAAACAAACAUUUCUCUCCUGCGACAGACCAUGUCAUCACUUGGAUUGGCCCAUGAUCUGCCGGGUGAAACUCACCUUGGAGGUCUUCCAGUCGCUCAGCAAAUCAUGUGGGGAUUGCCCGUUGAAUCAAACAGCUUGCUUGGCGAAUCACUGCGUUUCCGCGGAUGGACAGAGACGGGGUAUCCUUACGGCCAAUCGUCAGAUGCCAGGACCUAGUAUUCAGGUCUGCGAGAACGACAUCCUGGUGGUGGAUGUGAUUAACCGUCUUCCGGGUAAAGCUACGGCGGUACAUUGGCGCGGACAAACGCAAGUGGAAAUGCCAUAUAUGGACGGCGUGCCGUUGGUGACGCAGUGUCCAAUACCGAGUUAUACGACUUUCCAAUAUAAAUUUCGAGCCUCCAUGGCAGGCACACAUCUCUGGCACGCACAUGCAGGCGCCGAUGUGACUAACGGUAUUUUCGGCUCGCUUAUUGUGAGGCAAGCGGAUCUUAAAGAACCUCAUCGUGCUCUUUACGACAUCGACGACCCUAAUCACGUGAUCCUGGUGACACAGUGGCAACACUCGCCGGAAAUCUCGUUUAAUCAGGGUCACAUGAAGCCGGCGAUUCUUCUGAUCAAUGGAAAGGGUCGUCAGCCCAACGGACCUACGGUACCCUACACAGCAUUCACGGUCGUUCCCGGACGACGUCACCGAUUCCGCGUCGCUAAUGCCGGAGGCGCUGGUGCAUGUCCCGUGACGUUGUUCGUCGACAGCCAUAUGCUCCUCCUGAUUGCACUUGACGGACAUCCUAUAAAGCCGCGACCAGUCACCUCGAUAACGUUGGCGAAAGGUGAAAGAGCAGACUUCGUGCUCAAAGCGAGUAAACGCAUCGCUUCCUACUGGAUGAACGUUCAUACGGCGAAAGAAUGCGGGACGAGCACGAUAAAUGGCGCGGCAAUCCUCAACUACAAAGGUAGUUCGGAAAUUCCGGUGGCCAUGGUGGACGGUAUCGAUCAGCAGGAUAUCGACGAGAUGGAGACGACCAGUUUGGCCGCGACAACAAAUCCCGUGGAAAAGUGUGGCAGCUCCGAAAAUCUGUGCGUCACAGACAUACAAAACAUGCGAAAGAUGCCGCGCAUCCUGGCUAAACCUAAAAUGGACGUGACAAUGUACUUGCCAAUUAACUACAAAAUGCAGGCCACCGAAUUGAUAGGUAAUGGCGGGUCGGAAAUGCGAGUGCUGAAUGUGGACAACGCCACUUUCACGUUUCCGUCGUCGCCGCUAUUGACUCAAGGUAGUGACGUGUCUCCCGGGAUGCUGUGCUCCAACAGCAACCGGAACGGCAACGAGGACGAACGUGGUGAGAGCAACGAGACCGUGCCGCGACGUCGAUGCCGUAUUGGCGGCGACACCACCGGUGCGAGCAACAUGUGCGAGUGCGUACACGUGCGUCACGUGCCACUCGGAGCGACCGUGGAAAUUGUUCUCUUGGACCAGGGUGGUCUGGACGAUUUAGUGUAUCACUUGCAUGGCUACAGCUUUUACGUGGUAGGUGCCAGACAAUUCGGACGAAGUAUGUCAUUGCAAGAUAUAAAAAAUCUGGACGAGAGAAAGCAACUGUUCUCGCGAAAUCUCGACUGUGCACCGGCCAAAGACACCAUCGUUGUACCCAAAUUUGGUGCCGUGGCGUUGCGAUUUAAAGCUGACAAUCCGGGUUAUUGGAUGUUACGAGAUGAACACGCGGCUGAUUGGACUCGCGGUUUAGAUGUUAUCCUGCAAGUCGGGGACCCUAGCGACAUGGUAGUUGCGCCGCAGGAUUUUCCCAAAUGCGGAUCCUUCGUUGGACCCGAUUAUUUCCUUAUAUAGACUGUUAAUCACUUAGUUCGAUUAUAUGUAUAUAUUUGUAUAUAACAAUAAUAUUCCGAACACAAGACUAAUUGCAAGUAGAUGAAUUUUAUUACAAUAUUUUUUUAUGAAUAAAUAUUCGCUUAUAUAUUUAA
Messenger RNA from Odontomachus brunneus, 4712 nucleotides. Its product is annotated as laccase-2-like. Gene Ontology annotation, biological process: iron ion transport. Gene Ontology annotation, molecular function: copper ion binding; oxidoreductase activity. The record is from RefSeq and is a predicted model, not a curated record. Lineage: Eukaryota; Metazoa; Arthropoda; Insecta; Hymenoptera; Formicidae. The coding region runs from base 2608 to 4578 and encodes 656 amino acids. The transcript has 10 exons. Gene Ontology annotation, cellular component: plasma membrane.